AUGGACCAACACAAUGAGACACAGAUCUCAGAUUUUGUCCUCCUAGGAUUAUCAAAGGACCCAAAACUGCAGCCAGUCCUGUUUGGAGUCUUCCUCUCCAUGUACCUGAUUGCUGUCCUUGGAAACCUGCUCAUCAUCCUGGCCGUCAUCUCAGCCACUCACCUCCAUACCCCCAUGUACUUCUUCCUCUCCAAUCUGUCCGUGGUUGACAUUGGUUUUGUCUCUACCAUUGUCCCCAAGAUGCUACAGAACAUGCAGACCGAGAGAAAACUCAUCCCCUAUUCCUGCUGCAUCACCCAGGUAUAUUUUGUCGUACUCUUUGCUGUCUUGGACAUUCUUCUCCUGACAGUCAUGGCUUAUGACCGCUUUGUGGCCAUCUGCCACCCCCUGCACUACACAGUCAUUAUGAACCCCCAGCUCUGUGGACUGUUAGUUGCAGGGUCAUGGGUCACAGGGGUCCUGGAUUCCUUGACGCAUAACUUACUGUUGCUGCGUCUGUCGUUUUGUACACACGUGGAAGUCCCCCACUUCUUCUGUGAACUCAACCAGAUGCUUCAACUUGCCUGUUCGGACACUUUCCUCAAUAACGUGGUGAUGUACUUGGCAGCUUUCUUUCUGUGUAUUGGCCCUUUUGCUGGGAUCCUUUACUCUUACUCCAAGAUUGUUUCCUCCAUCCGGAAAAUCCCGUCAGCUCAGGGAAAGUACAAGGCGUUUUCCACCUGUGCCUCUCACCUGUCCGUGGUCUCCUUGUUUUAUUGUACAGUCCUUGGCGUGUAUCUUAGCUCUGCGGCUUCCCCCAACUCACACUCAAGUUCAACAGCCUCUGUGAUGUACACAGUGGUCACCCCCAUGCUGAACCCCUUCAUCUACAGUCUGAGGAACAAAGACAUCAAGAGGGCCUUGAAAGAUUUCUUUAUAAAGAAGCUACAAAAAGGACAGUUGUCUCAGGGAUGA
Molecule: messenger RNA, 954 nt
Organism: Suncus etruscus (white-toothed pygmy shrew)
Lineage: Eukaryota; Metazoa; Chordata; Mammalia; Eulipotyphla; Soricidae
Product: olfactory receptor 7A17-like
Exons: 1
Coding region: 1-954 (317 amino acids)
Biological process (GO): G protein-coupled receptor signaling pathway
Cellular component (GO): membrane
Molecular function (GO): G protein-coupled receptor activity; olfactory receptor activity
Source: RefSeq, a predicted model, not a curated record